Ostrinia nubilalis (European corn borer) is the source of this 1645-nucleotide messenger RNA. RefSeq names its product maltose permease. The transcript has 9 exons. Gene Ontology annotation, cellular component: membrane. The record is from RefSeq and is a predicted model, not a curated record. NCBI's taxonomy places the organism in Eukaryota, Metazoa, Arthropoda, Insecta, Lepidoptera, Crambidae. The coding region runs from base 29 to 1645 and encodes 538 amino acids. Gene Ontology annotation, molecular function: transmembrane transporter activity.
CCCAGCGUUGGGCCCGCUCCUGCCCCAGAUGAAUGUGUUCGGUCGCCAGCUGGGAGUGUCUCCAGGGGUCAUGGGGCUGGUCACCGCUGUUCUGCCGCUGCUGUGGGCAGCUGCUAAACCGCUGUUUGGAUACGUGGUCGAUUACUGGCCGGCCCACAGAAAACUAGUCUUCAUGCUUCUAAUAACAAUCAUGACGGGCUCGUACUGUUGUCUAUGGUUUUUACCCAUGCCCGAGCCUCCUGACGCUGAACCGCCCAUCUUAGAAUACGUAUACACCCUAAACGACACUAUAUACCUCAAAAAAUAUACACACGACACAUUUUUAGACAAGUAUAGCUGCCAUUGGAACUGUUCUACCACGAGCAAUUUUGCUGCGUACCUGUCGAAUUCGACGUACAUAAACACGUUAUACGUCGACGAUACAGUGAGAAAUGACUCGUGCUCGCUCUUCCAUAUGGAGUUUGACGAUGUGAGACAGGGAGAGGUGACGUGCGUGCCGAAAAUCGACUGCAAUCUUCUAUGCUUUGAAGAGGAUAUGACCGUGAAUCGGAGUCGAAGGGAUGUGUCGAAUUUUUCAGAUGAACAUCUAGUGGUGGAUUACACCAAAGACGGUUUGGGGGCGAAGGAUAUAUACGCUAAAACCAAGGUGGCUCAUAGGACAGUUGAGGAGAAGAGUAACGAUGGGAGUUUUUACAUGACAGCGUCUUUCUGGGCGUUUGUAGUGUUGAUGUGUUUGGGCACAGUCGCGUUCAAUGUUGCGAAUUGUAUUGGAGACGCUGUGUGCUUUGAUGUUUUGGGACCUGAACGCAGCUCAAAAUACGGAGCGCAAAGGGCAUGGGGUACCGCAGGAUACGGAAUUACAGCGUUACUAGGGGGCUGGCUGGUGGACUCGGUAUCUUCUGGGGAGUACAAGGACUUUACUCCGGCGUUCGUGGUCGCCAUAGCUGCUACAGCAGUGGACCUAUACAGCUGUAGGGCUCUCACUCUGCCCGCUCUUAGCAGUCCCGAAGACUCGGGCGCGGCAUUACGCCAAGUGCUGAAGAUGCCACGAGUGCUGGUCUUCAUUGUGUUUGCCGUGGUGGCCGGCACCUUCGACUCUUUCAUCAUUUACUAUAUGUUCUGGUUUCUGGAAGAGCUAGCCGAGAAGACGGGUCACAUGGCGCAGAUCAAGCUCAUAGAGGGCGUGGUGGUCGCCGGGCAAAGCUUCGUAGGGGAGCUGCUCUUUUUCUACUUCUCGGGUAAAAUAAUAAAGCGUUGGGGCUACGGGCCGACCAUGUCUUUCUCGCUACUGUGCUACGGGCUGAGAAUGGUGUUCAUAUCGCUCAUACAGCAUCCAUGGCAUUUGGUCUUCAUCGAGUCUAUAAUGCAAGGACCGACCUACGCAUUAUGCUACUCGUGUAUAGUGGGGUACGCGGCGCACGUCGCGCCGGAAGGAUACUCCGCCACUGUACAAGGGAUCGUGGCCGGCAUGGACGAUGGCGUCGGUUUCGCCUUCGGCUCACUGGUGGGCGGGCAGUUAUACAGCCGUAUGGGCGGGCGCGGGUCUUUCCGCGCCCUGUCUGUAGUUGCUAUAGUGGCUUCAGGCAUUCAUGCUGUAUCACAUAUUGUACAGAGGAGCGCUGACAAGAGAGCUGAGGAGCGCUGA